Lipotes vexillifer (Yangtze River dolphin) is the source of this 925-nucleotide messenger RNA. It is a transcript of the gene SPATA46, whose product is annotated as spermatogenesis associated 46. Gene Ontology annotation, biological process: fertilization. The record is from RefSeq and is a predicted model, not a curated record. Gene Ontology annotation, cellular component: nuclear membrane. NCBI's taxonomy places the organism in Eukaryota, Metazoa, Chordata, Mammalia, Artiodactyla, Lipotidae. Bases 67 to 810 code for a protein of 247 amino acids. The transcript is spliced from 3 exons.
UGGACAACCCAACCAGCCUCUUGGGGGCAGGCGUGUGUUACCUCCAUACACUUCAGUAGUCAGAAUAUGGAGAACUUCUCACUCCUCAGCAUUUCUGGACCUCGAAUCUCUUCCUCUGCUCUGAGCACUUUUCCUGAUAUCACGUCCUCACGUGCCACCAGCUUGCCAGGCAUUGCGAAGACUGUGUCUCCUACUGAGGCGUCCAGCCCAGCUCAGGCCCUGCUACCCCAGUACCAAAGCAGCGCUCUCCGGCAUGGGGUGCACAACACGGUGCUCUCACCAGGCUGCAUCUUGGGGGACCCCCCAAACAGAGAGAAGCUGAGGUGGAACUGCACCAUCUACCGGCCCUGGUUCUCCCCUUACAGCUACUUUGUAUGCAAGGACAGAGAGAGCCACCUGGAGACAUACAGCUUCCCAGAGGUGCAGCGGGACGAGGGCAGGGGGGACAACUGCCUCCCAGAGGACAUGGCUGAGAGCAUCUGCUCGUCCUCCUCCUCCCCAGAGAACACCUGCCCCCAAGAGGCCACCAAGAAAUCCAGGCACGGCCUGUAUUCCACAGACUACAUCACAACCCAGGACAUCCUAAUGGCCUCCAAGUGGUACCCAGCCCAGCAGAACGGCUACAAGUGUGCGGCCUGCUGCCGUAUGUACCCAACGCUGCACUCCCUCAAGAGCCACAUCAAGGGGGGCUUCAAGGAGGGUUUCAGCUGCAAGGUGUACUAUCGCAAGCUCAAAACUCUCUGGGGCAAGGAGCAGAAGGGCCGGCUGGGAGACAGGCUUUCCUCAGGCAGCUGCCAGGCCUUCAAGUAGGCCUGCUGGGUGGCGGCAGCUGUCUUGUUAGCGGACAACGCUUUAGGUAAACAGGGGAUGAUGUCUAUUUAUGUCUCUACAGAGAGGCCAAUAAACCAAAGUUAGUGACAGCCUU